AGUCUUCAGUCACUUAAAAUCCAUACAACACUCUUGCAUUUAUCUAUUGAAACAGGACGACUCCCAUGGCAUGGAGGAAUGAUGAGGAGGACUCCAUCUUCUCAGAAGGCUGAUUAAUUACUUUAUUAUACUAUAUUACUCUAUAUUAUAUUAUACUAUGUUACAUUACAUCUAAACUGAAUCUGCCAAGCACUCAACCCUGCUCACACUGCACAGAAUCUCGUGACUGUCAGCCAGCAGUCCCGACACACACACACACACACACACACACUUGGGCUUGAUAGGCCAAGGAAACAAAACACCAUCACUUUGGGUGAACAAUCUCCAUAUUGCAUUCUACUUUGGCACAAACACAGGCACAGCAAAUGGUCAUUCAGAGCUCGUUCUGAUGUCAGCAGAAGGCUCCACCAUCACGGUUCGCCUGGUGCGCUCCUUCCAGCACCGCAAUUUCCGGCCCCUGGUGUUCCACGGGGUCCCCUUGGAGCAGACAGUGCGGGAAUUCAUGGCCUUCGUGCGCCAGGAUGUGUCUUCAAGAUCAGGACUUCCUCCUCCUUUUAAAAAUUACAAGUAUGAUACCAUGAAGAUUAUUCACCAAGCACACAAAUCUAAGACUGGUGAGCUUGUAGUGAGUUUGGAAGAUGAUGACAAACUGAUUUUGAAGGAAGACAGCACGCUGAAAGCAGCUGGAGUAGCAAAUGAGACAGAAUUAGCAUUCUUCUGUGAGGAAGAUUACAGAAACUACAGAGCUAAUCCUGUUUCGGCCUGGUGAAGAUCCCAAGAGAUUGUUUUGUUUUCCCAUACCUGUUGUAAAUUUUCCUUAUUCUGCUUAAUGAGAUUUUUCUUAAAGAUCAAUAAAUCCUAGAGGAUUUCUUUGCAAA
Messenger RNA from Agelaius phoeniceus (red-winged blackbird), 878 nucleotides. NCBI's taxonomy places the organism in Eukaryota, Metazoa, Chordata, Aves, Passeriformes, Icteridae. The record is from RefSeq and is a predicted model, not a curated record.